AUGGAGAAGGCUAUCAAGACUACGCAUGAUUUCAAUGGCACCGUAUUGAAAACCACUGAAGAAGUUUGCAAUCUGGGAAUCCAUAUAAACUCGGAGACGGAUUUUCGUCGCCACAUUAGUACCUCUGUAAAAAUGCUUUUGGUAGCACGGGUCACAAGUAUAGAGCCCCAAUACAAAAAAGCUCCCGGAAAAUUAGAGAAGGUUCAGCGAGCCUUCACGAAAAGACUGCUGCAUCGCUGCGAUCCUAAUCCAGCCUGUCGUCCCGUUUUCGAUGAUAUAGUAUUUUGCUUCAAAUUGCUGGAAGGCGAACUGAAACCAAGUAGUGGGCGUUUAGGCCUUGUAGAGGCUCUCUUCUUUGGGGCGACGUGGCUUCAGCUGCUCCAGCUGGAGUUCUCGUGCUCGAAUAUUUCCGUUUUCAAGAGCAAGCUGAGAGAAGCUGAUUUGCUAUCUAUUCUUGGUAUUCAAGAAUCCUGA
Cooperia oncophora is the source of this 474-nucleotide messenger RNA. NCBI's taxonomy places the organism in Eukaryota, Metazoa, Nematoda, Chromadorea, Rhabditida, Trichostrongylidae. The record is from the annotation of a GenBank genome assembly.